AUGUGCGGUGAUCCUACCCGGCAGUCCUGCGGCGGCGCCCUUGCCGUGCUAAGCCCUCCAUUAAGGAAUACUCGCUUCAUGCCACCAGAAAUGAGCGGAAGGCUCACUUUCCACGAUUGUGGAAAAGGAGGUUCAGUCGCUACUCACGUCACGUUUACGCCAGACGAAAAUAGCACGAGCAACAGCGUCGUCGGGCUAGACUCAUGCGUCGUAGCUAUUCACGAGACUGGCGACUUGACCAAGUCUGCCAUAAUCAGCCCGUUCCUAUACAAGUUCAACAUGACACAAGGCCUCCCUACACAGCAAGUUGAUCACCAAGAAGGGUCGAUAGAAGUGCCCCUCAGUCAUCCGAUGAAGAUCGAGGUCGGUGGUGACGGAAUUAUUGGUCGAAGGGUCACUCUGUGGUCGCAACAUGUCGCGGAUCCAAUCGCUGAAGGGAUUAUAGGGUAUAACUGA
This is a messenger RNA of Annulohypoxylon truncatum, 456 nucleotides long. RefSeq lists its product as uncharacterized. Lineage: Eukaryota; Fungi; Ascomycota; Sordariomycetes; Xylariales; Hypoxylaceae. Bases 1 to 456 code for a protein of 151 amino acids. The record is from RefSeq and is a predicted model, not a curated record. The transcript is spliced from 2 exons.